AGAAGCACCGCCAGGGAGACGGGACAAAUGUGUGCGUUGGGAGCAGUGGAAGGGCGUCUGGGAAGAGAAUCGAGGCUCCUGCCAACACUGGCAAGAUGGCAGCCAACGAGAGUGUUGACAUCUUCAGCUCUGCAUCCUUGGCUGUGGAGUAUGUGGACUCGCUGUUACCUGCCAAUCCUCUGCAGGAACCGUUUAAGAAUGCUUGGAACUAUAUGCUGAAUAAUUACACAAAGUUCCAGAUUGCGACGUGGGGCUCCCUCAUCGUUCACGAAGCCCUGUAUUUCCUGUUCGCUUUACCUGGAUUUUUAUUUCAAUUUAUACCUUACAUGAAGAAGUAUAAAAUUCAGAAGGAUAAAACAGAAACACUGGAAAACCAGUGGAAAUGUUUUAAAGUACUUCUCUUUAAUCACUUCUGUAUCCAGCUGCCUUUGAUUUGUGGAACCUAUUAUUUUACAGAGUAUUUCAAUAUUCCUUAUGAUUGGGAAAGAAUGCCAAGAUGGUGUAUGCUCUUGGCAAGGUGCUUUGGCUGUGCAGUCAUUGAGGAUACCUGGCACUAUUUUCUGCAUAGACUUUUACACCACAAAAGAAUAUAUAAAUAUAUUCACAAAGUGCAUCAUGAGUUUCAGGCUCCCUUCGGAAUGGAAGCUGAGUAUGCACAUCCUUUGGAAACUUUAAUUCUUGGAACUGGAUUUUUCAUUGGAAUCCUACUUCUGUGCGAUCAUAUGAUUCUUCUUUGGGCAUGGGUGGCUGUUCGUUUGAUAGAAACUAUUGAUGUCCAUAGUGGGUACGAUAUUCCUCUCAACCCCUUAAACCUUAUCCCUUUCUACGCGGGCUCUCGGCAUCAUGAUUUCCACCAUAUGAACUUCAUAGGGAACUACGCAUCGACAUUCACGUGGUGGGACAGAAUCUUCGGAACAGACUCUCAGUUUCAUGCCUAUAAUGAAAGGAUGAAGAAGUCAGAGAAAAAGACUGAAUAAAUAUCUGAUGUCAACCUUCCUGAACUAGUAGCUAACAUUGCUUCUGGGGAGCAGAAUAAGCAGGUCUAUUGGCUACUAAGUGAUACAAAGAACAUUAACAGUUUCUAAUUACCUUCCUAGUGGGAACUUUCUCUACUCUGCAUACAAGUUCUGUAUAUGUAGAGAUAAAUCAGUGUAUAUUUAAGUGCAGUUUUCAUGAGGAAGUUUUAAAGGCCAUGUUGCUAAGCUUAAAGAAAGGUUUUGAAUAAUGGAAGAAGUAUUAAUCGGCGUCGUUUGCCUCAGUAAUACCAUAGGCCUGAAGUUGGCAUUGGCCUUUAAACAUUUUGGGUAUAUACUGGUCAUUUCAGAAAAGUCUUAAGAGUGGUGUUACACUGAUAUGUAACUUUAAACACUUUUUAGAAUUUGCCUAAAAAUCAAAAUGUUGUGGUUAGCUGAUGCAGCGAGUGACCGAAGCCAAGUCGGACAGCCACCGCAAGGACUGCCACUCUUGUCUGGAGCUGGACAGUGUGAGGUGAUUCUUUCUUUGAAGAAUCCUUUUUGAUUGUAAUGAACUACUGGCAUCUAGGAUUAAAGCAUUUCUGAAUUGAUGUGAGUGGAAUAUUUUAGCAUCAAGGUUUCUCAAGGUACUUGAAAUAUUUUUAAAAAUUGAGGAGCUUUAUUUCAGCUGUUUACCCUUUCCUUAUGUGUAUCAAGAUUUCCUUGUACUUCAAACUGUAUCUUGGAACUUUGUGAACUCACUUGCUGUAUUUGCACUUUCAGCUAUUGAAAUAAAUGUGAUUUUUUUGGUCUGAU
Messenger RNA from Carlito syrichta (Philippine tarsier), 1769 nucleotides. RefSeq names its product methylsterol monooxygenase 1 (gene MSMO1). Bases 96 to 977 code for a protein of 293 amino acids. The transcript is spliced from 6 exons. Gene Ontology annotation, biological process: sterol biosynthetic process. Gene Ontology annotation, molecular function: iron ion binding; C-4 methylsterol oxidase activity. Lineage: Eukaryota; Metazoa; Chordata; Mammalia; Primates; Tarsiidae. The record is from RefSeq and is a predicted model, not a curated record.